AUGCUGAACAUGUUCCCUAUCCACUUUCUGGGAUUUUUCGUGCUGUUCGCACCAAUCACUUUGGGGGACGUUUUCGUAGGAUGUUUCGAUCCGCGAAUUUUGCCGACUCCAGAAGGCUUAUCAUAUGAUAGUUACCUAGAGAGCUGUCAGGACAUCUGUCGUCCUAAUGGAACCGACUACUCGUAUUCUUACCCUGAUCCAGCGGAUCAAGGUGACUUUCCCACGCUCAGAAUAUGUCAAUGUGGAUUCGAUCGGCCCGAUGGUCAGUAUCUAAUUCCUACUAGUUUAUGUGACUAUCCCAACAUUCAAGUGUUUUAUCUUCCGUCACCAGGCGAUUGGUCGUUCUCCGGAUGUCUAUACCUUCCGGGUACACCCAGCACACAAGUCACUAGCCUUGUCCAAUGUCUAAAUCUGUGUAAUGGAUAUCCCAUCGCAUUUACUGUGUACGUGGAAAGCCAUAUCUUCUGCUCGUGCACACUCGCGAUACCAAAUCCGGAUGAUCUUCAAACCGUUUGCGGACUUGGCGAUUGGUUCGUAUAUUCCGAGACAGUUCUGCCGAGCGGUUUCGUGGCGAAGAAGAGGCUCGCCAAGGAUGGUGACCAGGGAUUAUGUCCAAAGGGUCUCACAGCCUGUAGAGCUGGUUUAGCUUUCUCAUCGGCAUUUGACUAUGAAUGUAUCAACACAGACGAAGAGCUAGAGUCAUGUGGUGGCUGUCUUUUUGGUCAAUUUCAUAAGGAAGAUACCGGAUCUCUCUUUCCGAGUGGGGUAGAUUGCACCCAGUUAACUGGCGCUAGAUCGGAUGGAGUGACAUGUCUGCAUGGUGAAUGCUCGAUCUUCGCUUGUGACGAUAACCAUUACCUAUAUGCGGGUGUUUGUGGUCCCAUUUAG
This is a messenger RNA of Kwoniella botswanensis, 888 nucleotides long. RefSeq lists its product as uncharacterized. Lineage: Eukaryota; Fungi; Basidiomycota; Tremellomycetes; Tremellales; Cryptococcaceae. The coding region runs from base 1 to 888 and encodes 295 amino acids. The record is from RefSeq and is a predicted model, not a curated record. The transcript has 5 exons.